CAAUACCAUUGUCUCAUCUUUUUCCAAAGACCCAAGAAAGGUAGAGAUCAAGAAAACCAGGACAAAUAGUGAAAUAGAGAGUGAAUUUCUUUUUCUAGUUUUCCAAAGGAGGAGAAGUGUGGGGGAAAUGGGCAGGCCACCUUGUUGUGAUAAAGAGGGAGUGAAGAAAGGACCAUGGACUCCUGAGGAAGAUAUAAUGUUGGUUUCUUAUAUCCAAGAACAUGGUGCUGGGAAUUGGAGGGCUGUUCCUUCUAAGACAGGGUUGCGUAGAUGCAGUAAGAGUUGCAGACUUAGAUGGACUAAUUACCUCAGGCCAGGUAUCAAGAGAGGCAGCUUCACAGAGGAUGAGGAGAAGAUGAUUAUCCAGCUCCAAGCCCUUUUAGGCAACAAAUGGGCUGCCAUAGCUUCUUACCUACCAGAGAGAACAGACAAUGACAUCAAAAAUUACUGGAACACCCAUCUGAGGAAGAAGCUCAAGAAACUCCAAGAAUUUCCUCUUUGUCAUUCAAACAUUGGGUUUUCAAGUUCCCACUCAAUCUCUAGGGGCCAGUGGGAGAAAAAGCUACAAACUGAUAUCAACAAGGCCAAACAAGCCCUAAAUGAUGCCUUGUCUUUGGACAAACCAAAACUCAUUAUACCUGAAUUGAAGCCCUCAAAUGGGUAUUUCUCCUAUUCUAAAACAACCCAAGGAUCUACCUAUGCAUCAAGCACUGAGAAUAUUGCCAGGUUGCUGAAAGGAUGGGUGAAGAAAACACCAAAGCUAGAACAAGUAAAUUCUUCAAGUGUGAAUGAGACCACCUCUAGUGAAGGGGAUCAAAGUGGUCCAAAGGAUGAGGGUGUUGAUUUAUCUGAGGCGUUCGAAUCGAUCUUCGGUUUUGAGUCUUUUGAAUCAUCAAAUUCUGAAUUUUCACAGUCUAUGUCCCCUGAGGCCAGUCCUUUUCAAGAUGAAAGAAAGCCAGAUGUGGGUGAUCAAUUCCCGUUGUCAAUGCUUGAGAAUUGGCUGUUUGAUGAAGGUGGUUUGGUGCAAGGGAAAGAAGAAUUGGCUGACUUCUCAUUUGAUAUUAACGCAGAGUUGUUUGUCUAGACUGGAUUAUUGUACUGAAUUUGUAAUUCAUUCUAUCUUUUGUUGUUUUCUACUAUCUUCUUGUUUUUUUGGGUCUAGGCCUUGACAUUUUAAGAGUUUUUUUUUUUAGUGGACUCGUAGCUAGGAAUUGAUUGUUACCCAUUUGUUGGUGCUGUGAAUUUCGAAUAUUGUUAAUUAAGCUUACCCACUUAAUUAUA
Messenger RNA from Rhododendron vialii, 1281 nucleotides. Its product is annotated as myb-related protein 306-like. The coding region runs from base 128 to 1084 and encodes 318 amino acids. The record is from RefSeq and is a predicted model, not a curated record. Gene Ontology annotation, biological process: response to auxin. Lineage: Eukaryota; Viridiplantae; Streptophyta; Magnoliopsida; Ericales; Ericaceae. The transcript has 4 exons.